Molecule: messenger RNA, 10057 nt
Organism: Porites evermanni
Lineage: Eukaryota; Metazoa; Cnidaria; Anthozoa; Scleractinia; Poritidae
Source: the annotation of a GenBank genome assembly
CGUAGAUUGAGGGCGCGGCUCAAACUCGUGUCGCCGAUACGCAGGCCGAUACGAUAGUUCCGUUCAAUCCACGCAAAUUCUGACGGGCGAAUUCUCACCAUGGUCUCAAAAUAUCAUUUGAACUUUCGACUCCUUGCGGUUUUUUUAAUAUUCCGGAUCAACACAAAUACGCUGAUGACAUGAAAUUGACCGAAUAGUCUGUAUAAGGUCCCUGAAUUCGAACAGUGGUCUGCUACCACAACAAAAACUGGCUAAUUUUUUAUUGGUACUCAUCCUCAGAGCAGUGGAUUUCCUGGAGCCUUAUAUCUUCUUGAAACUGUUAUAACGUUGGUACAAGGUACGACCACUAACUGUGUCAGGACAAGGAAAGUGUCCAAUGUUGAAAUGCUUUAGUUACAUCUAAUCCGCCAUCAAACGAAAAUUUGUAAAUGGAGGCUAUUACUCAGAAAUUAAUCGUGAAUAAUUUCUUCUGAUUAAGAACAAAAUGUUCACUAUCUUAAUCGAUACUUCGUCAGAUUAUUACAGCAGCUAGAGUACGUAACUUGCAUUUCACUUUUUUCAUGUGGAAAUUAAUCCUUAUUUUCUUAUUAAUUCCUAUUCAAAUGUUUUAAAGAUGCUACAUUUAUUACGUUUUCCAGGUAAAAAAAGGUAAAAAAAUUGUUGUUUUUGCCCUCUCAACAUAAAAGAAGAAAAUUCUCUACUAAGGUGCUCGAAAAGAAUAAAAGAAAAAAUGUUUUCUUUACUGACUGAUGACCCAGCACUACGGGCUUUCAAAAAAGUCUAUUUCCAGGUUAGAAUUUCCGUUGAUAAAAUAAACUGAUCUGUUUACUUCUGACAGUCAGAAAGCUUCUAAAAGAAAGCGUCUAAUAUCGACAUACCAUUAGACAAAAUACCUACCAUAAAACAAGCAAAAUUAAGUAAAGAAAAACCGAGGAAUGUAACUAAAGAGCAAUUGUUACAAAAUGAGCAAUUGUUACGUAAUCAAAGUCGAACCGAGGGGAUCCAAACCUGAAACGCUUAGAUUUAGAUUUCUCAUUCACUAUUCAAUUCACUGACAUUCAUUGUCAAGUGAAAUAAUUGCACAGCGCAAGAAGAAGGGAAAUUUAUAGAGUAACAAAACACAAAAUAAAACCAAUUAUAAAUGUGAGAAUAGUGAUGAAUCGCAAUAAUUGGAAAGAAAAAUCUGAAAAAGAUUGGUCUAAUUCACUUUAAAAUUUGCUAUCCAGUCGAUCAAGCGUCGCUAAAACGGAUUAUAUAUGGUAGACAGACAAAAAAUACAGAGAGAUUUUACUCACGCAAAAAACUACUUCAUUACUUUUGUGUUCGAUAAAAUUGUGUCUUUAUUCAAAUGAAAAAAUGGGAACGUUACAUUUUUUACGAAGUGAAUUACUUGAAAGAUUUCUAAUCGUAAUAUGAAUCAGUACUGUACGAGUUUAAAUAUGAAUGAGCUUAUAGAAAAACCUGUAGAUUCAUGAAAAUAAACUUGGUAGAAUGAGGACUUGCGCCAUGUUCAGAGAAAAAAUGGCAAAUUAAAGGGAGUUAGCAAUAUGCUUUCAGAAAAAUGUUUAAGUAAGAAAAAAUACAUUUUUGAGAAGUUGGCAACUUCUGUAAUUAUGCACAAACACUACACGUUGAGUAGUUGCAGUUUUUUGUAUAUUCACAACUUUCAACAGAUGACAACUUAAUGAUUUAAAUUUUACCAUUUCUAAACAUUUUAAUAGUGAAUGAGGAAGAUAAUUGGUGUGUGUGAGAUUUGAUGCUGGCUUAGCGUAAAACGAGUUUAACAAAUUUUAUACAGAUUUUUGCUCUUAUCUAUUGUUGUUCUGAUAUGCUUGUUUGAAGAGAACAAAGGUGAUUUGAAGAAGAAAAUUUCUGUACCAUUUGAUUAUUGAUUACGUAAGAACGUUUAAAUCAGUGAAUGAACUUCUACAGUUUGAACAUGAUUGACUGAAAAGUUUUCCAACUGACUUUCGCCAAUUAAGUUAUUUUACUCUCGUGCAUGUUAUUUCAGUAUCAUAGAGAGAGGAACUUUGAAAAAUUUCCAGUGAGCUAUUACCAUUUGGAAAAGAAAUAUUAGUGUGUUUUUAAAAUCUGGUAUUUCAGUAAAGAGAAGUAUUAGGGCGAGUAUAGGCGUGUGCUUUUAGCACGAGAUUAACCUCACGGUGAAUACAUAGUUAUUUCCAUGUGUUAUCAGACGCGCAGGAAACACGUGUAUCACCGUAAUAUGGAGCCACGCCAGCAUAGUUAGUAUUCUUAUAUUCUUUCAAACGUUUGAGUAGCGCCCAGCUUAACCAGAGACCACUAAAUAAAAAUGAACAAAACUUUUUCACUUGUCAAUAUUACAUUAGCAGAAAAGCAAAUGUCAACGUUUCUGUAUUUUGAUAUAAGGAAAAAAGAAUCUGGAUAGGGUUUGAACGAUGGCUUGAAUUGGCCAAAAUGUUAACGAUUGGCUCAUAAGAAAUGCAUGGUUAACUUGUAGUGGAGAGAUGUGAUCCAGCGAACGCUGAGAGGUGUGAAAUGAGCUGCAAUGUUAACAGAAGUCGCCUAAAAUCUAACUCAUGACAAAUCCGAUCUAAUCAUGGAAAAUUUUGCGAAGGUCUUGUGAUACAAGAUGAUGACUACAGUUUGACUACAGUCGGUUGUUACGUGGAAUAGUUCAAUAAGAGAAGUCAAGAGUACAUAAUUAUAUAAAAGUCCCAACAUAAAAGGCUAAUAUGUUCUCAGUCUUGGUGAAGUCUAAUGGGAGCUUAAGCAAUGACGGCGACGGCAAAGAGAAGGGCAAAACCAAGCAAUAGAGUAAAUUGACAAAACAGCAACUUUGCACCUGCGUCACGUUUUUUUGCACAUUUUUUUGCCGAAACUUCUUAAUUUCACGUUUUAUGGAGGACGUGAACACAUAAAGCAACGAUUUUCCUUUUCGUUUUGUGAACUUAGAUACAGUCCUUCGGGAUUCAACUCCUGAAAGAAUCACAACAUUUGACGCAUUAAAAGAGUUGGAAUCAAGGCGAUGAAGUUUGAAACAGCCAGAAUUCACUUUUUCGGUGACGUUUUUACCACCAUUGCCGUCGCUGUUUUAAGCUCCUUUAAGUUUGGUCUGAUAUCCACGAGAAGAAAGGUUUAACUGAGGCAGCUUUUAAAGACGUUCUUUUAUUUUCUCUCCGAAAACUUGGUCAGAAGACUUAUAACAAAAAAAAGAUUAGCCGGAAGACGUUCAUUGUUCAAAACAUAAAUAGAUUAUUGAUGCCGCCUUUGAGCGCUUUGAACAAUUAGUAGAAAACAGCGCCAUAUAAAUGUUAAUUAUCGUAUCAUUAUAUUUAUUACUUCUCAUUUAAGACUGGGUGCAAUUUUAUCUCAUUUAGGCAACACCACGGCCUAUUUUGCAGCAAUAUUUUUUGAUUUCUCAUAACAGCUUUACAGAAAGAACUGAUCUUUCUUGAGCAUGCCUUGAUCAUCUUUAGCGGGCUCUAGUUCUGGAGCGGUUCAGUAACAACUAAUGACCCUCCUCAGUCGUCCCCUCAGAGCAAGCUAGCUACCUGAUUUUGCAUUUGUAAGUUUGGCGUUUCACAUUAAUUGUUCAGUGCAGGUAAUCAAUACUCGGCCUGUUUAAAACUGCUCUACUUGAAGGUACUUUAUCUUUAUAAAUACAGUUUACAAUUCUUUUAAUUUUCGCUUCUUUAACCAAAAUCUAUUCAUAUGAAACUUUCCUUUCACGAACCAGAGCCUCGCGAGAGGUGAACGCCAAUCAGCGCAUAUUUUUUAUUUUGUUACUUUAUUUUUCUCUGUUGUGAAACUCUCCUUCUUUUUGAAAACGAAUAUCUUGACCCUAUUCUGCGAGCCAACAUGUUUACACUGUUCAAACGUAUUCGAAGCGAAAGGGGUGACCUGUUGCCAAAUCUCAAAAGUGAAAAUUUCGUGGGUUCGCAGGCUCAAGAUCUGAUAAUUUUGGGUGCACGGCUUACAGUAUUUUUGUGAGUUGUUUAACGGAUAUUGCAUGUGUGCGUCACUUGAGUGCAAAGUCAUUGUCUUGAUUUUAGAUUGUUUAUCAACAUGCAGCAAAUCCUAAUUCUUUUCCAAAUGACGCUGUUCGUGUUUAGUUUUCACUGAAAUGAGAUCGCUGUUAAACAGUAAUAGUCUAAAAAGAAAGGCUAACUGUUUAGAUCUGGAGUCACAGUUUGUUUAUUUCAGUAUUUCCCUUUAUUACCGUCUCAGCUCGUGAACACAAAAACAACUCGUGAUAUUGAUACAGAUACUGUGUUUAAUAAUCACGAGUUCAUCAUGAAUGGGUUGGAAUCAUCGCAAUGAAGAGCUUUGAUAUUAGAAGAGGGUCAGUUUUUGCAAGGUGGAUUUUAAAAUUCUUUGGGCGAUAUUAUGUAACAGUUUAUAGCAAACCGACCUGAUUAAAGCUAAUUUGAGGCAAAUAUUUCUUUGAGAAGUUUUCAAGUUGCCAAACAGACCUUUGGCGUAAGUUUAGAUUUCAUAAACUAAUAAUAAUAAUAAUACAUGAGGAAACUGAUGCCUCCAAAAAUUAGCACAAUGCUGAUAAAGCCGCAGGGUAUGUUAUACAAUACGUUGUUCGCGGCACAAGGCUUGUCUGAACGGAGCAUAUAGAGAACAAAGGUUUCCCUGUUCUACUUUGCUCGUCAAAACAUUUUUAAUCAAAUUUGUCAUAGUGUAUUGAAAGAAAAGGCGAAAUCAUUCCGCGUAGUCCACUUCAAAGGUUCAUUAUUCAAGGUCAUGGCGGUGAUAGCAGGAGAGUUUUUAUUGAGGCUGUCUCCAGGGUUUUCCCCUACACUUUAAAAAAUGAAUGUGAAAAAAAAAACUGUUCGAAUCGCCCUGAAAGCGUUUAUCUUGUGGUACAUAUAAGUUGUCAUUAUAAACAAAGAAGUCAUUCAUUUUGCACACAGCACAAUGAACUAUUGUUCCACUUUUUACAUUGUUUUUCCGACUUCAGCACCAUUGUGGUAAUUUUCUCUGGAAGAAGAACAAUGAGCAACCAUGGUAACUAAGUACCAAAAUAUUGCUUUACAUCAGCUGAUUUUAUUUGUUAUGCUGCUACUGUUGUCAAAAAAAUAUUUACAUGAUGCCUAGGCUGGAUAUUCUUUAUAUAAAACAAUCCGUAAUUCUGUAUCUCUCUCUCCUCCGUUUAACAUCGACGUCGCGAAAUGUACAAAGCUUGUAGCUAAUAAUGUCAUGGAAUAUUAAAUCAUCUAAAAAAAAAAGUACAUUAAACUCCGUCUGGAUUUACACGUAUAAUUCCUUUAGUGUUUGGAAUAGAUUCAUUCGAGUACCGCAAAUCGAUUGUUAAAAACCUUCCGGUGAUUACGGAAGUUUAUUUAUCCCCGUCCGCAGUCUCGUUUCAUCAUCGUUCAGUCUUUCGCGAUCUCGACAGUUUUGUCGAAGGUUGUGUCCAUUUCUUGUCAGUCGUAACUGGCUAUUUAAUGUAUCUCCGAUUCGUGCCAAACAUCGUCCUAUUUGUCCGCACAACUCUUUAGUUUCCUGGCUUAAUUCACAUGAAGAGCAGGCCUCUUUUUUCUCAGUGUCAUUAUCAGCUGACUUAUCCUUGUCGCAAUCCAUCUUAGAGCGUUCCCUCUAUAAACAUGAAACAGAUCAAAAUAACCUUUAGAAUGGGUUUAAUUCGAAGUUAUCUCGGUCAAAAAGUCCUACCACUUGGCCAUUUGAAGCCAUUUUAUCAGCGAAACGAACGUGAAUUAACGUCCUGUUCAUUACUCGGGCCAACAACCAGAUGACUAACUUUGUUUAUAUAUAUUUUUAAGCGAAAGAAAUAGACAUCAGCUUCAUUUCCGAUCCGAGCAAUCGAUAUCAAAAUAAAUUUUUGAAAGUAGAUACGUCCGCAGCAAAGCUGGGUGUCGUUGUAACCCAAAAUUUUAACUAGAUAGUCUUAAGUUUCUGGCAGUGAAAAAUUAGGAUGUGCCACUUACCAGGAUAAAAUUUUUUAGCUUCGAAGAGCCCCACUUUGUCAACAACUUGUUGCUUAAAGUUUCGCCGCACAGGGCUGCCGACAAAGAAAAUGGUCGAAAUAACUAGCACUCCCUGAUUCUUGCUCGAAAAAACUGUCAGCCUUCCACUAAGGAAGGAUUGAGUUCAUUGCGAAGCCGAGAAUAGCUGUUCACUCUCUUCGGGAUGGUUUCUUUUGUCGCUUAAAUAACAAGAUGCAUAAAAAAAGUUCCCGCGAAAAAAAAUAUUUAACUGCGUAUAAAUAUAUUCACCGAUUUUGAUGCCCUGCCAAAUCGAAGACACUAGUGUAGACGUUAGCAAUAUUUUUCCUGUUAUGAUUGGUUCAAAUGAUAAUGGCUAUUGUCUAGAAAACAAUGAUUUGCGCGUGUUAUGAUUUUCAUUGUCUUUUUGUCCAAUCCAAAGCGCCAUUUUGACAAGUAUUUUGAUGCCCACGUGCACAAUCUUUGGACCUGAAAUUUCAAAACAAGAAAGCACACCAUUUCCACGCUGAUUUUUCAUCUGCAUUAAUUAUUAAUGUGGUAACGAAAUCUUCACUAGAAUUUGCAUAAAUUUCGUCAACACAUUGAGCUUGACAUUUCUACCAAAUUUCCUGAUUUUUAUCUUCUUAUGUUGCCGGCUAAUGUUACUCUAUUUUUUUUUCACUUUUUAAAGACCAUUAGCCAUGCAAUGCCAGAAGAGCGAUUUGCUCUGAAAUACUCAGAUCGCAGUUGUAAUGUUUACUUUUUUUAAAAAUGUCUCGUCCCUCGUAUUUUCGAGAAGUUUGCAAAUCUCAGGACAUAAAUUUAAAGAUAUCUCAAUUUAUUUCUUUGGAUAUAUGUUUUUCUGGCUAGAAAGAAAUGACAAGGCAGCUAAUUUCCCCCUAAUUGUUAUUCUGUUUUCCGACACAUGUUAUAUCCGCGAGUGACCUCACUUUCUGUUGAAAAAUAAUCUCGAGAUGACUAGGCUGGAUUUUGGGAGGUCAUUAGUAUAGACCAAUCAAAAUUAAGAAGGUUUCAUUUUGACCAAUCAGAUCACGGCGCGGCAUGCCAAAGGAAUCUCUUUGCUACUUUUUUCUUCGCCACUCCAAGGCUCGUUUGACGGUGACAAUUUUUUUUAGUGCUUCUGCGCCAAGGCUUGCUUCUACUUUCUCUCUCUAAUGCUUUUUGCUCUUCAACCUGCUGUUUCGAGUACCAUGCGAAGUGUUUUCAACAUUGGUUAACUUCUGUGAGUAAUAUAGUUUUCGUUUUUUAACGGGUAAACGGAGGCACUCGAGCGUGUUUCACUACUUGCUUAGUGAUCGUGUGUGUUUUUGCGUCAGCGGGAAAAUAUACGCGACCACCAACGAUACUUGGUUUUCUAAUUGACUUUUUCUUUCUUAGGGUAACUACAUUUAUCUUUCAUCGACUUUUUCUUUCUCUGAGACGGAGAAAAGUCUUCCGAGCCAUACAAGAAUUAGUGCGAACACUUUCACUUUCAACGCGAGGAACCCAAUAUGGCCGGAGCGACAGCUGCUGUGAACAACGAAGAUCUUUCUCCUACUCUUAAUACCUCCCAAAUGUCAAGAUAUGACAAAGAAAUCAUCGAGGACUCAUUUGCACUCGGCCUGGACUAUAUUUCCUACCGACUAAGAAACAAAUUUGAGCAAAGCAAACUUGGUGGUUUACCUCGACAGUUUCUUAUUCCUCAGACACCGACGAGCACAUCGUCAAGUACUCUACGAAAACUGGCCACUAUUAUGGAGGCAGAACACCCCGACUUAUUCGAAUCAUUGUGUACUACGUUAGGAAUAACACCAGUUUCAGCUCAUCCUACGUUUGUUGGAGUCGCGCAAGAGAUUUUUCAAGCCGGAACCAAUUGGGGAAGAAUAGUGUCGUUGUUCACGUUCGGAGGCGUAGUGGCUCAUCACUUCGUAGAGACGCAACGACCAGAAAUGGUCCAACACAUCCUCGAAUGGAUUGUGUCAUUUAUCGCUGACAAUUUACUAACGUGGAUCAGGGAAAACGGUGGCUGGGUGAGUUUAAUCCUUGAGUUUUUUUACAAAAUUGUACUGGUUUGGUAUUUUUGAUAUUAUUUUAAAUGUUUUUUGGUUAUUUUUCUCUUUAUCUUGCCUACCAGCUGUACGUGUCGUAGUAAUUUGCUGAAUGCAAAUUUCAGUCUGUAUUUACAUUGGUUUGUGAGUCACAUUCAUUUAUCUCGUCGAUAUUUCGUUUGUUUUCCUGUCUCGAAAGUAGGGUACUCUUUCAUUUUGAUGCAAAUUCAAGAAAUAUUAUUUAAUCGUGAGGCAUUUUUGGUGGGUGUUAGAAGUGUAAACAUGUAAAAUGAAAAUUUCGUUCUAUCAGCAGGAUACUUUUUAUACCUUGCUGUUUUUUUCUCUUUGUAAAUAAUUUUCUGUGGUUGCUUUAACUAGGAAGCUAAAACUGCUUCAUGUCCUGAAUGAAAAUGCACAAGCGCAUUGUUGUUUAUGUGGCUAUAAACGUGAAAAACCAUGGAUUUUUUUUUAUUUCCGGUUGUCAAGUGUGGAUUUUUCGGGUAGAUUGCCUGUAGGAUUGAUUAUCAUUCAUAAAUAUUUGAUCAGGCUUCAGAAUUCAGGUUUUAGUUACGUAACGAUAUACAAUCUUGUAGUAUCGGCUCUUAAAUGGCACUUCGAAAUUAUAGAGGGCUAAAUAAUUUGUUUAUGUUUUUUGCCUCUCUUCAUUUGAUUUUCCUUGAAAAUGAUUAGGCUUAUAAAUAUGUAAACAAUAUGAAAAUGUUCAACAUUCCUUAAGUACACUAAGUCGGGGCAAGGUAAUUUUACAAAUUGUGUUUCUUGAAUCUCUGUUAUGAUUUGUUGAGUUUAACUAAUCCUGGAAACUGCCAAAAUUCAGAUAAUCCUUAAGUGUGAAAGACAUGACAGCUUUAACACCCUAAGGUGUCAAGGAGGGUUUUACCCACUUAGUGAUUCAACACAUCAACAUGGUAGUUAGAGUCUAGGCAAUGAUGUUGGCUCCAACCAAAACAUCGCUCGUGAAGUGUUUUUUUUUCAAGCAUUUUCAUUAUCGUUUCAGCAUCCUGGGAUGGUCUGGAUCAGGAUCAGUGAUCCGAGAUCACUCAGAUCAUGGUAGAUCAAAAUUAAUGAACCCUUGUCCAGAGUGGAUUCAUUGGUUCAUUUGAUUUACCAUGAUCUGAGUGAUCUUAGAUCACUGAUCCUGAUCCUGAUCGUCUUAAAGGAAUGCACCCUAAGGCCACUUGUUCAGAAUUUAGAAAAUUAAAAGGCCUGUGACAUUUCGAUUUCAUUGACCUAGUAAGCUGAGCCUGUUCUUGUAUUGUUUUUAGACUACAGUACGCUCAAAAGACAUUUAUGAUGGUUUAAUAGCUGGAUUUUAAAAGGUUUUUUUUUUUUUACUGAAGGAAAGUUUCAAGUAGUUUAUACACUUACUGUACGCGAUAUCGACAUUCCAGUUGUUUAUUUAGGAAAACAGUUCACCAAGUGCGAAAGCAAUGUAUGUUGCAUUUGUCAUAACAGCCCUUAAUUCAUGAAUUUUGACGCUGCCCCAGUAAUACAUCUGCCUCGUUAAUACGGCCAUUUUUUUUACCCACUGGUGACUGUAUUAACAGGCUUCCACAGUAUACAGAAAAUUAUUGGUGGUGAAAUGAAAAAAGCUUUGAGAUACAUGUAGUGGGGGGUUCUUGUUGUCGAAGGUUUGAGUUACCAAGGGUAAAAUUACACUAAAUACUGAAACCCAGGGAAAAUUGAUUUUGGUUUAAGUUAGCACAUGCUGUGAGUUUGUGAGGGCUCAAGUUAACAGAAGUUGACUGUACUUUGAAGUUUGUAACUCAUCUAAUCCAACUACAAUUUUAAUCCUUUAUAGUACAGUAUCACAAGGCCAAUCUAUAUGGCCCAUUUUCAUCCUCUGAAAACUAAUGAAUCAUUUUAUAAACGACUUUAAACAUUAUGUAUGGCUUUUUAAUGUAGUUAACAAGCAUUGCUUUGUUUCGUUUUUGACAGGAUGGGUUUGUUGCCCACUUUUCGGAAUCUUCGCAAUCACAGACAAUGUGGAAAAGCUUAUUCACAGUGGGAAGUAUUUGUGCUGCUGGCUUAACUCUGCUGGCCUUAAACAAGUGA